GGGUGGGAGCGCAGGCGAUGGGGCGGCUGCUCCUCCUGCCCCUGCCCAGCUGGGACGGUUCUCAUCAGGAGGAGCCGUGUUCCCAAGAAACAUUGAUUUUUGUGGUAUCAACUCCUUAUCCUUGGAUGGCUGCUUCUUCCCAGCUCAGGGUUGGGAAUCAUACCGUAUGGUUUGGGGGCUGCAGAGCUGCAUGUCCAUCACAGGAAUGUUCUCCUAACCAAAUGCUCACAAGCACUGCUGAUCUACCAAGAUUUUCAGAAGGCCAUAAAUCACCCUAAAUAGCUCAGGCCAAUGGGAGUCCCGUUUCUUUGACUUGGAAUCUGUCAAGGCAGCUCAUGAAAUCAGAUGCAAGUUUAUCCUCAAAUCAGGAGCUUUCAGGAGAUCUGGAGCCAAAGGAUGAAACCGUUCCCCGACCAUCCAGCCCAGGAGUCUUGGAGCACAUCCUGCUGACCAGGGACCGUCCUGAAGACUUGAAUACCAAACUCCUGCUUUGCAAUGACCAGUCAUUCCCAGAUUACCCGGUGUUCCCUGUUGUGUACCUGCCCUACUACAGAACAACUGACAUCUUUAUCAGCCCAUCUUCCCUCACUGCACCAUACAUCAGCACAGAAACAGAAGAAAGCUUCAAUGAAGACAGGGUUAACACUAAGCAGGAUGAGAAAACCACCCCACCAAGUUUGAAGUCAGACAAGAGGGCACUUUCUUCUGUGACCAACGAAGAGCCACCAGCCCACCAGCUCCUAAGAGACAACACCUCUGAACAGUGCCUGUCCCUGACCUCCUUCCCCAGUGAGCUGCCAGGUCUGAACCAGCCCCUUCCCUCCAGUGGGUACUUCCCUCACUACAGGACAGAGGGAGAGCUCUGUACUGGCCCAGCUCUAGGGGACAGGUUCGUCACUGGGAGAGAAGGUCUAGAGAACAAAGAGGGAGGACAAGGGAGAGAAACAGGUAUCUGGAAUCUCCGUGCCAGCUGCUUGGUGUGCUGAGAACAAAGCAGGGGCUCUGUCUUUGUCAGCAAAAGAUUAAACCAACGCAAGCAUGAAUGAGAAGCUCUUAAAACCUACAGCACCAUGAAAAUCUGAAUGAAUAUGGAGUACAAAAACUCCUCCCCUCAAACAAAACAACAAGUGAUAACCUGGACUGUGUAAUGACAGCAGAAAGCAACAGAGAGGGAAAUAACUGAUUUGGGGGAAUCCAGAUAAACUUGCUCUAGAAAACAUCCUGGAGGAGGAGGGUGAGGAAGAGAACUGUGUUUCUCUGUGGCUAAUCCCAAAGGCUAGACGUUCACUUGAGAGGUGUGCAACUAUGGGAAAUGGCCAAUGGGAAAAAAAAAAAAAAUUAUUUCAAUCUAAGCUGCUUGGAGGAAUUAAGCAGAAACAUAAUUUCCAGUAGGGAUUGGGAAAUACAUUUCCUCUCCCCUCCACUACAAUCCUUCCAUUGUAUUAAUGGCAUCUGUUAAACCUGGUUACUGUGCACAACAAUCAUACACAGGAGAAAAAAAACAUUUUUAUUUAAAUUCU
Tyto alba (common barn owl) is the source of this 1520-nucleotide messenger RNA. RefSeq lists its product as uncharacterized. The transcript has 6 exons. Bases 336 to 986 code for a protein of 216 amino acids. NCBI's taxonomy places the organism in Eukaryota, Metazoa, Chordata, Aves, Strigiformes, Tytonidae. The record is from RefSeq and is a predicted model, not a curated record.